CAGGGGUGGGGGAAUUACAGUGUACGCAUGUCUGAUUGCUGGGAGGGUCACAUUUAUUUGAUGAUUUCAGGGGGAGAAGGAAAUAUUAAAAUACGUAUGGUACGGUAAAAUGCAAAUUUUCCAUGCAUUUAAAAGAUAAAAGGUGAGAUGUAAAAAAAGUUCAGGUUAGGUGGGCAGAAAUUUCUUCAUUCUCCUCAGCAGGGGGUGCUCAAGUGCUGCUCUCAUUCAGAGCUCUGCUGGUUGGCCUUGUGUUUCUGACCCGCUGGGCUUGUGAACUUCUCCAGGACCACACAGGAGGACAGAAAUGUCUGAGACUGUGAUUAUGUCGACGAAGGAGUCGCAUUCGUGUAGCAGUCAGAAUGACUUGAACAAGAAAGGAAGAUACACAGAGUAGGCAACAAAUAAUGGCAGCAGCUCCGGGGGAUCCUGGGCUCUCCAAAUUGCAGUUCGCUCCCUUUAGCAGUGCCUUGGACGUUGGAUUCUGGCACGAGUUGACCCAGAGGAAGCUGAAUGAGUAUCGGCUGGAUGAAGCUCCCAAGGACAUUAAGGGCUAUUACUACAAUGGUGAUUCUGCUGGGCUGCCAGCUCGCUUAACGUUGGAGUUCAGUGCUUUUGACAUGAGUGCUCCCACCCCAGCCCACUGCUGCCCGGCUGUUGGAACGCUCUUUAACACCAACACACUUGAGGCUUUCAAGGCCGCAGAUAAGAAGCUACUUUUGGAGCAAGCAGCAGAUGAGAUAUGGGAAGCCAUAAAAUCAGGCGCUGCUCUCGAAAACCCUGUCCUCCUCAACAAGUUCCUCCUCUUGACCUUUGCAGAUCUAAAGAAGUACCACUUCUACUAUUGGUUUUGCUUCCCUGCUCUCUGCCUUCCAGAGAGUAUACCCCUCAUUCAGGGGCCAGUGGGCUUGGAUCAAAGGUUUUCUCCAAAACAGAUUCAAGCCCUUGGGUGUGCAUAUGAUGAUCUUUGUCAAACAGAAGGAGUCCCAGCGCUACCUUACUUCUUAAUCAAGUAUGAUGAGAACGUGGUGCUGGUUUCCCUGCUUAAACACUACAGUGAUUUCUUCCAAGACCAAAGGACAAAGAUAACAGUUGGUGUAUAUGAUCCCUGUAACUUAGCCCAGCAUCCUGGAUGGCCUUUGAGGAAUCUUUUGGUCCUAGCAGCCCACCGAUGGAGUAGCAGUUUCCAGUCUGUUGAAGUCCUCUGCUUCCGGGACCGCACCAUGCAGGGGGUGAGAGACAUUGCCCACAGCAUCAUCUUCGAAGUGAAGCUUCCAGAAAUGGCAUUUAGCCCAGAUUGUCCCAAAGCAGUUGGAUGGGAAAAAAACCAGAAAGGCGGCAUGGGACCGAGGAUGGUGAACCUCAGUGAAUGUAUGGACCCUAAAAGGUUAGCUGAGUCAUCAGUGGAUUUAAAUCUCAAAUUGAUGUGUUGGAGAUUGGUCCCCACUUUGGACUUAGACAAGGUUGUGUCUGUCAAGUGUCUGCUGCUUGGAGCUGGCACCUUGGGUUGUAAUGUAGCUAGGACAUUGAUGGGUUGGGGCGUCAGACACAUCACAUUUGUGGACAAUGCCAAUAUCUCCUACUCCAAUCCUGUGAGGCAGCCUCUCUAUGAAUUUGAAGAUUGCCUCGCAGGUGGUAAGCCCAAGGCCCUGGCUGCAGCAGACCGGCUUCAGAAAAUAUUCCCCGGAGUGAAUGCUAGAGGGUUCAACAUGAGCAUCCCGAUGCCUGGACACCCGGUGAACUUUUCCAGCGUCACCCUGGAGCAAGCCCGCAGGGAUGUGGAGCAACUGGAGCAGCUCAUUGAAAGCCAUGAUGUCGUUUUCCUGUUGAUGGACACCAGGGAGAGCCGGUGGCUCCCUGCCGUCAUUGCUGCGAGCAAAAGAAAGCUGGUCAUCAAUGCUGCCUUGGGAUUUGACACGUUUGUUGUCAUGAGACAUGGCUUGAAGAAACCUAAGCAGCAGGGAGCUGGGGACUUGUGUUCUAGUCACCUUGUGGCACCUGCCGACCUCUUGGGCUCAUCACUUUUUGCCAACAUCCCUGGCUACAAACUUGGCUGCUAUUUCUGCAAUGAUGUGGUGGCCCCGGGAGAUUCAACCAGAGACCGGACCUUGGACCAGCAGUGCACUGUGAGCCGCCCAGGACUGGCCAUGAUUGCAGGAGCCCUGGCUGUGGAAUUGAUGGUUUCUGUUUUGCAGCAUCCAGAAGGGGGCUAUGCCAUUGCCAGUAGCAGUGAUGACCGCAUGAAUGAGCCGCCAACCUCUCUCGGACUUGUGCCUCACCAGAUCCGGGGAUUUCUGUCGCGGUUUGAUAAUGUCCUUCCUGUCAGUCUGGCGUUUGACAAAUGUACAGCUUGUUCUUCCAAAGUUCUUGAUCAGUAUGAACGAGAAGGAUUUAAUUUCCUAGCGAAGGUGUUUAAUUCUUCACAUUCCUUCUUAGAAGACUUGACUGGUCUCACUUUGCUGCAUCAAGAGACCCAAGCUGCUGAGAUCUGGGACAUGAGCGACGAUGAGACCGUCUGAUAUGGCCCACCCUUGCGUGGCUGGCUUCUCCCUGGCCGCCUGCUGAGGAGCCCUCGGUUACUGGAGCCGGACUGCCGCCCCCAAGAUCGGUGAUUCUGGGCCCUGCGCUCCUCCAACCUUUGUGGUCUCCUCCUCUGUGUACCUUGAGGACCAGGGCCCCCUCUCCACUGCCCAGGAGCUUCUGGGGUUCUCCAUUUCUUAUGAUUCAUGAUCUUACCAGUUCUGAGCUAAAUAAUAACCUUGGCUUUGGCAUUGCCAUUGA
Callorhinus ursinus (northern fur seal) is the source of this 2778-nucleotide messenger RNA. It is a transcript of the gene ATG7, whose product is annotated as autophagy related 7. Gene Ontology annotation, cellular component: cytoplasm; phagophore assembly site. NCBI's taxonomy places the organism in Eukaryota, Metazoa, Chordata, Mammalia, Carnivora, Otariidae. The record is from RefSeq and is a predicted model, not a curated record. Gene Ontology annotation, molecular function: Atg12 activating enzyme activity; Atg8 activating enzyme activity. Gene Ontology annotation, biological process: autophagy of mitochondrion; C-terminal protein lipidation; cellular response to nitrogen starvation.